AUGGACGACGUGCGGGUGCAGUGGGUGGGCCAGCGCCUGAAGGAGGCCUUCGGCAUCAAGGAGACGGCCCCCUUCGAGGAGCUGCUCAACCGCAACGACGGCGCCGAGGCCGACCUGCUCCUGCAUUUCCUCAACGUGGGCAGCGCAGGCCAGAAAGGGCAGGCCCUCGCCCUCUUCUUCCGGCAGGAGACCCGCCUCGACGAGGUCGACGUGGAAGUCGAUAUAUCGUUUGAAGAGGCUCUUAGAGAAGCAGAAAGUCGUUCAGAGAAGCUGUAUGGCGUUUCUUCCCUUUCCAUGUCAGGUGGAAAGAAAAGCCGGAAAAGCAGAGGCACUCUGUCUGAUUCUGUGGGAAAACGUAUUACAUCUGGUCAAUCUUCCGCGGGCUCCAUUGGGAAAAGCAAAGCUGACUCAGCACAUACACCGGUUUCAGAGGAAUCAAAAGGUUUUAUGGGUAAAAAAAUUGUAAAACGGGAGGUGUACAAUCAGUAUUAUUACAUGGCUAUGACGGACUUCUCAGACGACUUUGUGGAGAACGACAUUGUGUUUUUUCUCAGAGACACUUCAGAAACUGUUACUGAACCAAAUGACUUAACAGAAGCAAACGACGUUCUUCCAGAAGUCCUGGAGUACGGCAUACUAAACGGUCAUACUUUGGUGAUGCUCAAGCAGCUCUUGGGAUUGGUCUUUCUGCCUGCAAUGUGUCAUAACCAAUAUCACAGAGGUGACCCAGAAGCUGAAAGGUCACUGGUUGGAGGCCUCCCAUUUGUUGGGAGGAUCUUGAUGAGGUCAUCAGGACUAGACAGCCUUCAAAACCUAAGGAACGAGUUCUUAAUGAAUAUGCAGAAAUUCCUAAACCAUGUUCAGAGAACCAUACUACAAAUGGAAGGGGAAAUUAAGUUAAACAUGCCCACGUUAUGCUUAGACGGUGAUUUGAAUGAACUUGCCAGUGAUCGGGAUAUUGUUGAAACACUGGAAAACCUUGCAAAUGGUUGGAUUAAGUUAAUAACGUCAGUAGUUGAAGAACUAGCAAAAAAAGUCCCCCAGGGGAAUGGUCCACUUGCUGAAAUAGAGCUCUGGCAUGAGAGAAGUGCCACUUUGAGUGCCCUUACCGAGCAAAUCAGGUUUCCAGCAGUCCAAAGGGUCUUGGAGGUGCUGGACAUUGCCAACACUGGAAUUGUAGAAAAUUUGCAAGUAGUUGUCAAUGAACUAAGCAAGCAUCAAGUGGAAGCGGUAGACAACGUGAGGUUCCUCUCCACUAUUCAGCGACACCUAAAGAAUUUAACACAUGGAACCAGCUUCAGCGUUGUCCUGGAUACGAUCCCAUCGCUGCUGAAUGCCUUAAGGAUGGUUUGGAUUAUUUCGCGGCAUUACAACAAGGAUGAACGCAUGGUCCCCCUCAUGGAGCGGAUUGCUUGGGAGAUUUCGGCAAGAGUUGCUAAAGUGGUGGAUUUACGAACUUUGUUCAAAGAAGACAGACGACUUGCCAAACUCAAGAUGAAAGAAGCUAAGCAAACACUUGAAAUUUGGAAGGAGUGUUAUUUUGACGUCCGUGCCAAAAUUGAAGCUUCGGGAAGAGAUGCACGGUGGGAAUUCGAUAGGAAGCGUUUGUUUGAAAGAACAGAUUAUAUGGCUACGAUUUGUCAAGACCUGUAUAACGUCUUACAGGUUAUAGAGGAAUUUUACAACAUAUUUGGUCCUGAAUUGAAAUCUGUCACGGGGGAUCCAAAACGAAUUGAUGAAGUCUUACAAAGAGUUGAUGGCCUUGUCAGACCUAUGGAGGUUCUGACUUUUGAUCCUUUCAACAUCAGAUGUGCAACUCAGUGGAAGAUUGCAAUGGAGGAAUUUAGGCUAGAAGUUGUGGAUAUAGAAAAAGAAGCCAAGAACUUCAUUGAUGAGUCAUUUAAGACUCUUCGUUCUGCAGAAGCGGCCUUUGACAUGCUCUUAAACUUCAAGCACAUCCGCUCUCGGGAAACCAUCAAUAAGCAGAUGAUGAUGAAAUUCAAUGACAUUCUGGUGCAGUAUGGUAAAGAGCUUGCGAUAGUUAACACCCUCUUUGUCAGUAAGCAAAUGAAUCCACCCUUGUGCAAAAAUCAUCCUCCAAUGGCAGGGGCAAUUUAUUGGUCACGGUCCCUGUUCUACCGUAUCAAGCAUACCAUAAUUCGAUUCCAAGAAGUAGAUGAACUUCUGAGUACUGAACGUGGAAGGGAGGUGAAACAAAAAUAUCUUGAAGUGGCAAAGAGGAUGAAAGCAUAUGAAGAUCAGAAAUACGAGCUAUGGAGAGAGACUACAGAAGAGAAACUUCCCCUCCUGUUGAAAAAAACUCUGCUUGCUAAAAUGCAUCCUUCUGGAGCUAUUAUUCAGUCAAAUCCAGAGUCCCUGGAGCAGGGCCUGUAUUUUGAGGACGUAGAGACUGGAGAAAAAACGACACGUUUCACAGUCAACUUUUCUCCCAAGCUUCGAGAGAUCAUCAAUGAAACAAAGUACAUGGAACACCUGGGGUUUCCUGUGCCUGAAAUAGCAAGGAACGUGGCCUUACAGGAGGACAGAUUACUCAGGAAUACAGACAACUUAAAACAUAUGUUGGAUCGCUAUCACCACUUGAUAGCAACCUUGAAUGAAGCAGAGGCUCAGCUUGUGGAAGAUCAUGUUCAAGACCUUUGGCGAGUUUUCAGACCUGGUUACAAGAGGCUCAACUGGAACUCUUUAGGUAUUGCGGAUUACAUUGCACGGUGUACACUGGCCAUUGACAAGUUUGAAUCCCUCAUUCAUCAGAUCCACAAGAAUGCUGAAGACAUAUCCAAUAAACUUUUAUUAAUAGAGACAACCAAUCUGUUCAAAAGCCCACCUUCCACCGAUGAAGAUUAUCUUCCAGGGGUAAAAGAAUACUUUGAGUAUGUUAAGCAUGAAAGAUCCAGAGAUAUUGACCACAUGGCUCGCAAGUACAGUUCUAUCGGUCCCCUGCUGACAAAAAUGGAGGGGCUGGUUUCAAAUACAAAUACAGGCAGAGCCCCGAGACUUGUUCAUUAUUAUGCCUAUUGGGAAAAGAAGAUCUAUCAGAGCCUGACAAAUCUUGUCCUGAAGAAUCUACAAUCUUUCAAUGCAGCAGUGUCAAGGCAUACUCCACUUUUUCAAACAGAAACCAUUUUAUCUGCUCCUGAGAUCCUCCUCCAGCCAAAUGCAAAUGAAAUUGAAAAAAUGUGUAUGCAUUGCAUUCGAGAUUGUGUGGAUGUUACCAAGCAAUUUGUUCGUUGGAUGCAUGGCACUUGUAUCGACUGCCCACCACAGCAAACCCCAGAUAACGAGACCGUCAUCUUUAGCUUUUUUAACGAUAUCUCCCAGAACCCUUUAAUCAUUGAACAGGCCAUCCUCAUUACUCAGAACAUGCACAAGAUCCUGAGCUCCCUCUCAAAAUACUUGAACCGCUGGAAGCGGUAUCGCCCUUUGUGGAAACUUGACAAGGCCAUUGUCAUGGAGAAGUUUGCUGCCAAAAAGCCAGCCUGUGCCGUCUUUGACGAGAAGUUGCAGUUCUACACGAAGGUUGCCGUAGAAGUGAUGCAGCAGGCCAUGGUAAAAGAUGAGAAGUGUGUCCGCCUUGCGCUUGCGCCUUUGGCUUUUACACUGCAAGAAAAUGCCAAAGGCUGGGUGAGUUCGCUUGGGAAGUUGCUCAAUGAAUCAGCCAAAGAGACACUUUACAGUCUCCAAGAAAACGUUGAGAGAUUAUCCCAUAACCUUGCAACACCUCCCAAUACCUUGUCAGAUCUCAAAUUUGUCCUGGGCACUAUUGCUGAGAUCAAAGAUAUGUCCCUGGAAGUGGAGCUCGAAUAUUUGGAUAUUCAGGAAAGAUACCGCACCCUUGCAAUGUACAACAUUCCAACAACAGAAGAAGAACGACUGCUGGUGGAUAAGAUAAAGCAGAUGUGGGACACACUUUUUUCUGACGCAUCAACAGUUGACCACAGCCUUGGGAGUAUCAAAAAGACUUUUACUGAGAUCACAAGAACCCAGAUUACAAAUUAUAGUAAGGAAAUUGAUGAUUUCUACCAGAGAUUUAUUACCGAAGGUCCUGGUUCUGUUGGUGACAAUCUUGAUAGAGGGUUGGAGCUUAUGGUGAUUUUUGAAAAAGAACUGGAGAAACAUGAGAAAAAUCGGCAAGAGCUGGCAAAUGCUGAGAAGCUGUUUGACCUUCCAAUCACCAUGUAUCCCGAUCUUAUUAAAAUCCAGAAGGAGAUGAAAGGACUAAGGCAGAUCUAUGAAAUCUAUAAGAUGCAACAGACUGCUAAAGAUGAAUGGUCUCAGACCCUGUGGGUGAACCUCAACGUGCAAGUGCUACAGGAAGGAAUUGAGGGGUAUCUAAAAUCCCUUCGAAAACUACCCAAACAUGUUCGAAGUAUGCCUGUGGCUUAUCACCUGGAAGUGAAGAUGAAGUCUUUUAAGGACUCUAUUCCUUUGCUGUUGGAUUUGAAGAAUGAGGCAUUAAGAGAAAGGCACUGGAAAGAACUGAUGAAUCGAACAGGUACAAGCUUUGAUAUGGCAACUGAAACAUUCACUCUGGAGAACAUGUUUGCUAUGGAGCUGCACAAACACACUGAUGUUAUCAAUGAGAUUGUUGGUUGUGCUGUCAAAGAGCUCAGCAUUGAAAAGGGAGUGAAGGAAAUUGUAGAUACCUGGGAGAAUAUGAAAUUUACAGUGCAAAGGUACUUCAAAGGCACGCAGGAACGGGGCUUCAUUUUGGGAGCAGUAGAUGACAUCAUUCAAAUCUUGGAUGACAAUGCCGUCAAUCUCCAAAGUAUCUCUGGAAGCCGAUUUGUCGGUCCAUUCCUGUCAACGGUUCACAGCUGGGAAAAAACGCUCUCCUUAAUUGGAGAAGUGAUUGAGGUCUGGAUGAUAGUUCAGCGAAAAUGGAUGUACCUCGAAAGCAUCUUUAUUGGUGGAGACAUAAGAUCUCAGUUGCCUGAUGAAGCUAAAAAAUUCGACAACAUUGAUAGGAUAUUCAAAAGGAUAAUGGCAGAAACUGUCAAAGAGCCUGUGAUAAAGAGGUGCUGUGAAGCUCCAAAUCGUCUUGCGGACCUACAGAAUGUCAGCAAUGGCUUAGAAAAGUGCCAGAAAAGCUUGAACGAUUACCUGGAUUCCAAGAGAAAUGCUUUCCCCAGAUUCUUCUUCAUAUCAGAUGAUGAGCUCCUCAGCAUUUUGGGCAGCAGUGACCCACUCUGUGUCCAGGAACACAUGAUCAAGAUGUAUGACAACAUAGCCUCCCUAAGAUUUCAUGAUGAAGAAGGUGGUACAAAGAUAGCCACUGCUAUGAUCUCAGCUGAAGGUGAAGUGAUGGAGUUCCGGAAAUCAAUUGUAGCUGAUGGUCGAGUGGAGAACUGGAUGACAUCUGUACUUGUCGAAAUGAGGAGAACCAACAGACUUAUUACAAAAGAAGCCAUAUUUCGGUACUGCGAGGACAGGAGCAGAGUUGACUGGAUGUUGAUGUACCAAGGCAUGAUGGUGCUGGCGGCCAAUCAAGUCUGGUGGACCUGGGAGGUGGAAGAUGUUUUUCGAAAAGUGAAGAUGGGAGAAAAACAGGCCAUGAAAAACUAUGCCACGAAGAUGCACCAGCAAAUCGACUCGCUUGUAACACGGAUCACCAAGCCCCUUAGUAAAAACGACAGGAAGAAAUACAACACUGUUCUCAUCAUUGAUGUCCACGCAAGGGAUAUAGUGGAUACGUUUGUCAGAGACAGCAUAAUGGAAGCCCGGGAAUUUGAGUGGGAGAGCCAACUGCGCUUUUAUUGGGAUCGAGAGCCCGAUGAACUUAAUGUGCGACAAUGCACAGGCACCUUUUCUUAUGGUUAUGAAUACAUGGGUUUAAAUGGGCGGCUGGUCAUCACUCCACUCACCGACCGGAUUUAUCUAACACUCACCCAGGCCUUAUCCAUGUAUUUAGGAGGAGCCCCUGCAGGCCCAGCAGGAACUGGAAAGACUGAGACAACCAAGGAUCUUGCCAAAGCAUUAGGUUUGCUUUGUGUAGUCACCAACUGCGGGGAAGGCAUGGACUUCAAGGCAGUUGGCAAAAUUUUCUCUGGCCUUGCUCAGUGUGGAGCUUGGGGUUGCUUUGAUGAAUUCAAUCGAAUCGAUGCUUCUGUGCUUUCAGUCAUCUCCUCACAGAUUCAGACCAUUCGAAAUGCUCUGAUAAACCAACUGAAGACAUUUCAGUUUGAAGGGCAAGAAAUUUCUCUGGAUCCUCGAAUGGGAAUUUUCAUCACAAUGAAUCCUGGCUACGCAGGCCGUACUGAGCUCCCCGAGUCUGUAAAAGCUCUUUUCAGACCUGUGGUUGUAAUUGUGCCAGAUCUCCAGCAAAUCUGUGAAAUCAUGCUGUUUUCUGAAGGGUUUCUCUUGGCAAAGACAUUGGCCAAGAAGAUGACAGUGCUAUACAAACUGGCAAGAGAACAGCUUUCUAAGCAACAUCACUAUGAUUUUGGACUUCGGGCUUUGAAGUCAGUCCUGGUGAUGGCUGGAGAACUGAAGAGAGGCUCAGCAGAUCUCAAUGAGGAUGUUGUCCUGAUGAGAGCUCUGCGAGACAUGAAUCUCCCCAAAUUUGUUUUUGAAGACGUUCCUCUUUUUCUCGGCCUGAUCUCCGACCUGUUUCCUGGGCUAGAUUGCCCUCGAGUUCGGUACCCUAAAUUCAAUGAUGCCGUUGAGCAGGUGCUGGCUGAAGGAGGCUAUGUUGUGUUACCUAUUCAGGUGGAUAAAGUUGUCCAGAUGUAUGAAACCAUGUUGACUCGUCACACCACAAUGAUCGUUGGCCCAACUGGAGGCGGCAAGUCCGUGGUCAUCAAUACAUUGUGUCAGGCUCAGACAAAACUAGGAUUGCUGACUAAGCUUUAUACACUGAACCCCAAAGCCAUGAGCGUAAUUGAGCUGUAUGGUAUCCUGGACCCUACCACACGGGAUUGGACAGAUGGUGUGUUGUCCAACAUAUUCCGGGAAAUAAAUAAACCCACUGACAAGAAGGAGAGAAGGUACAUCUUAUUUGAUGGGGAUGUGGAUGCACUCUGGGUAGAAAAUAUGAAUUCUGUGAUGGACGAUAACAAGCUAUUGACACUGGCGAAUGGGGAACGAAUCAGACUUCAGACCCACUGUGCCCUUUUGUUUGAGGUUGGAGAUUUACAGUAUGCCUCACCUGCAACAGUAUCGCGCUGUGGGAUGGUCUUUGUGGACCCAAAGAAUUUGAGAUACAGGCCUUACUGGGAGAAAUGGUCAAGCCAAAAGAACAAGCAAGAACAACAACUGUUAGACAGACUCUUUGACAAGUAUGUGCCAUACCUGAUUGACAUGAUUGUAGAAGGCAUUGUUGAUGGACGGCAAGGGGAGAAGCAAAAGACCAUAGUCCCACAAACAGACCUAAAUAUGGUGAUACAAUUGAGUAAGAUGCUGGACGCCCUCUUAGAGGUGGAAAUUGAAGACCCCGAUGUGCUCGAAUGCUACUUUCUGGAAGCUUUAUAUUCUUCUUUAGGAGCAUGUCUCCUGGAAGCUGGAAGAUCCAAAUUUGAUGACUUCAUUAAACGCCUCUCCUCUAUGUCAAUGGUUAAUGAUGAGCUGACUCUAGCAAAACCAGGAGAGCUUCCAGGCCAGCUUCCGACAUUAUAUGACUUUCACUUUGACGGGCAGAUGAAAAGGUGGAUGCCUUGGAGUAGAUUGGUCCCUGAAUAUGUUCAUUCACCUGAGGUGAAAUUUAUUGACAUUCUAGUUCCCACAGUGGACACAACCCGCACAACCUGGCUACUAGAAAAAAUGGUAAAAAUCAAGAAUCCUGUUGUUCUGGUUGGAGAAUCGGGGACCUCAAAGACAGCAACAACACAGAACUUUCUCAGAAAACUCAAUCCUGACACAAAUGUGUUGCUGAUCAUUAACUUCUCCUCCCGCACAACUUCAAUGGAUAUUCAACGGAAUUUAGAAGCAAAUGUAGAGAAACGGACCAAAGAGACCUAUGGGCCCCCGAUGGGAAAGCGUCUCCUUGUUUUUAUGGAUGAUAUGAAUAUGCCCAGGGUUGAUGAAUAUGGGACUCAGCAGCCCAUUGCAUUGCUCAAGUUACUUUUAGAGAAAGGUGCCUUGUAUGAUCGGGGAAAAGAGAUGAACUGCAAAUACCUCCGUGACCUUGGCUUUAUUGCUGCCAUGGGCAAAGCGGGAGGAGGACGUAAUGAAGUUGAUCCUCGGUUCAUUUCCCUCUUCAGUGUUUUCAAUGUUCCUUUUCCUUCUGAGGUGUCUCUGCACUUGAUUUAUGCUUCUAUUUUAAGAGGCCACACAGAGGCUUUUCAUGAAUCGGUGUCUGCAAUUGCCGACAGGAUGACAUCAUGUACGUUGGCCCUUUAUCAAAUGAUAGUCAGAGACUUACCUCCAACUCCUUCCAAAUUCCAUUAUAUUUUUAACUUGCGAGACCUGUCAAGGGUUUACAAUGGACUUGUUCAGACAACCCCAGAACGGUUCCAGACAGUGGGCCAGAUGGUGCGAGUAUGGAGGAACGAGUGCCUGCGGGUUUUUCAUGACAGGCUGAUUAAUGAAAUAGACAAAGCGCUGGUCCAAGGGCAUAUACAGGCUUUGAUUGAGGAUAAUUUCAAAGAUGAUGUAGAACAUGCCAUGAGGGAGCCAAUUCUUUUUGGAGAUUUUCGAAUGGCCCUUAAUGAAGGCGAACCUCGUGUUUAUGAAGACAUCCAGGACUACGAUGCAGCCAAAGCACUUUUUGAGGAGAUUCUUGAAGAAUACAAUGAAAUAAAUACUAAAAUGAAUCUGGUCCUGUUUGAUGAUGCCUUGGAGCAUUUGACCCGCGUCCAUCGUAUUAUCAGGAUGGACCGUGGUCAUGCUUUGCUCGUCGGUGUUGGAGGCUCUGGAAAGCAGUCGCUGGCAAGAUUAGCAGCUUAUACAGCAGGAUGCGAGGUUUUUGAAAUAGUUCUGAGCCGAGGAUAUAGCGAGAACAAUUUGCGGGAAGACCUCAAGUCGUUGUAUACCAAACUUGGAAUUGAGAAUAAGAUAAUGAUAUUCUUGUUUACUGAUGCUCAUGUAGCAGAGGAGGGAUUUUUGGAGCUCAUCAACAACAUGCUGACAUCAGGCAUGGUUCCAGCUCUUUUCCCAGAUGAUGAGAGAGAUGGUAUUUUAAGUCAGAUCACAGAUGAAGCCAUGAAAGCUGGCACUGCACCAGCAAAAGAAAGUGUCUGGCAGUACUUUGUGAACAAGAGUGCCAACAACCUCCACAUUGUCCUUGGGAUGUCCCCAGUUGGGGAGACACUGAGAACACGCUGUCGAAAUUUCCCAGGCCUUGUCAACAACACUGGAAUCGAUUGGUUCUUGCCCUGGCCAGCUCAGGCUCUCGACGCAGUUGCGAAAUUCUUUUUAGGCCUUAAUCCUUUGAUCCCACUAGAAAACAUGGAGGCAGUCGUUGAACACAGUGUCAUGGUCCAUGGUUCAGUAGGGCUCUACAGCAAGAAGUUUCUUCAGAAACUUAGAAGGAGCAACUACGUUACCCCAAAGAAUUUCCUUGAUUUCAUUAACACUUACUCCAAACUGCUGCAGGAGAAAAACCAGUUCAUUUUGGCUCAGUGCAAACGUCUAGAGGGUGGUUUAGACAAGCUUAAAGAAGCAACCAUUCAGCUUGAUGAACUCAACCUGAGGCUUGCUGAGCAAAAGAUUGUGCUGGCAGAGAAAACGGCAGCGUGUGAAGCCUUGCUCCAGGAGAUUGCAACCAACACUGCAAUUGCUGAGGAAAAGAAAAAACUAGCGGUGGAAAAAGCAGCUGAAAUAGAAGAGCAGAACAAAGUUAUUGCAGUGGAGAAGAAGGAAGCUGAGACAGCCCUGGCAGAGGCCAUGCCAAUUUUGGAGGCAGCAAAACUGGAAUUGCAGAAGCUUGAUAAGUCCGAUGUGACUGAGAUCAGGUCUUUUGCUAAGCCCCCUAAGCAGGUGCAGACUGUCUGUGAGUGCAUUCUCAUCAUGAGAGGCUACAAGGAGCUCAACUGGAAGAAUGCCAAAGGGAUGAUGUCAGAGGCCAACUUCUUGCGUUCGCUCAUGGAAAUUGAUUUUGAUAGUAUUACCCAGGCCCAAGUGAAAUCAAUCCGAGGGCUUCUCAAGAACUUAAACACAACCUUUGAAGAAAUGGAAGUUGUGAGCAGAGCUGGCUUGGGGAUGCUGAAAUUUGUUGAUGCUGUUAUGAGUUACUGUGAUGUAGCAAAGGAGGUCAAGCCAAAAAGAGAAAAGGUGGCCAGACUGGAGCGGAAUUUCUUCUUAAGCAAACGUGACCUGGAGAAGAUCCAAGCAGAGCUGACGGCCAUCCAGAAUGAGCUGAAAGCUCUGGGAGAUAAAUAUGAAGCGGCAAUAAGAGGAAAGCAGCAGCUCCAGGAGGAAGCUGAGAUUAUGGAACGGCGGCUUAUUGCUGCUGACAAGCUCAUCUCAGGCUUGGGAUCAGAAAAUAUCAGAUGGCUGAAUGAUUUGGAGGAAUUAAAGAGACGUCAAGUGAAGCUGCUUGGGGACUGUCUCCUGUGUGCCGCCUUCCUAAGCUAUGAGGGGGCCUUCACCUGGGAAUUUCGUGAUGAAAUGAUUAAGGACGUGUGGCAGACAGAUAUCCUGAUCCGAGAAAUUCCCCUCAGCCAGCCUUUUAAGUUGGAAAACCUGCUGACGGAUGAUGUUGAGAUUAGCAGAUGGGGAUCUCAAGGCCUGCCUCCAGAUGAGCUCUCGGUUCAAAAUGGCAUCCUCACCACCCGAGCGAGCCGUUUCCCAAUGUGCAUUGAUCCACAGCAGCAAGCUUUAAAUUGGAUCAAGAGGAAAGAAGAAAAAAAUAACCUGAGGAUGUCAUCCUUCAAUGACCCCGAUUUCCUUAAACAACUUGAAAUGGCCAUAAAAUAUGGGAACCCCUUCUUGUUCCAUGACGUGGAUGAAUACAUUGAUCCUGUGAUUGAUAAUGUCUUGGAAAAGAACAUCAAAACUGGCCAGGGCCGAGCCUACAUUGUUCUUGGUGACAAGGAGGUUGACUAUGACAACAAUUUCAAGCUGUACUUGAACACCAAACUGGCCAAUCCUAAGUAUUCACCAUCAGUGUUUGGCAAAGCGAUGGUCAUUAACUACACAGUUACUCUGAAAGGUUUGGAAGAUCAACUGCUCAGUGUUAUUGUGGGAUUCGAAAGACGAGAACUGGAAGAGCAGAGAGAGCAUCUCAUUCAGGAAACAAGUGAAAACAAAAAUUUGUUGAAAGACUUGGAAGACUCGCUCCUCCGUGAAUUGGCAACUUCAACGGGGAAUAUGCUAGACAAUGUUGACUUGGUGCAUACUCUGGAGGAGACUAAAGCCAAAGCUACUGAGGUUUCAGAGAAACUCAAGCUGGCUGAAAAAACAGCGAUAGACAUUGACAAACUCCGUGACGGCUACCGUCCAGCUGCCAAGAGAGGUGCCAUUUUGUUCUUCGUGUUGUCGGAAAUGGCUCUGGUCAACACGAUGUAUCAGUACUCCUUGGCUGCCUUCUUGGAUGUCUUUGGUCUCUCUCUUCGGAAAUCGAUACCUGACACCAUUCUGGCAAAAAGGCUGAAAAACAUCAUGGACACACUCACGUUCAAUGUAUACAAUUAUGGGUGUACAGGCUUGUUUGAGAGGCACAAGUUACUCUACUCCUUUACCAUGACAAUCAAGAUUGAGCAGGCGGAUUACAGAAUCCCACAGGAUGAACUGGAUUUCUUUUUAAAAGGCAAUAUCUCUUUGGAGAAAAGUGCUCGAAAGAAGCCAUGUUCGUGGAUUUCUGAUCAAGGCUGGGAGGAUGUCAUCCGCAUUGCGGAACUGUUUCCAGAACAAUUUGGAAGCCUCCCAGAUGACGUAGAAAAUAAUCCAGAUGACUGGAAAAAUUGGUAUGAUGUUGAUGCCCUUGAACAAGUCCCAUUUCCCAUGCAAUACAGGAAAAGCCUCUCCAACUUCCAAAAGCUACUGCUUUUACGUUGCUUCCGGGUGGACCGUGUGUACCGUGCCGUGACUGACUAUGUCACUCUCACAAUGGGUGUGAAAUAUGUCCAGCCUCCAGUGAUCAGCUUUGAAGCAAUCUUUGAGCAGAGUACCCCAAGUUCACCCAUCGUUUUCAUUUUAAGCCCUGGAUCUGACCCUGCCAGUGAUCUCAUGAAACUGGCUGAACGUUCGGGCUUUGGGGCAAAUAGGCUGAAAUUCCUGGCCAUGGGACAAGGGCAAGAGAAGGUUGCUCUGCAGUUGCUGGAGAAUGCUGUGGCCCGUGGACAGUGGUUAAUGUUGCAGAACUGUCACCUCCUGGUGAAGUGGCUGAUUGACCUUGAAAAGGCUUUGGAAAAGAUUGUUAAGCCACACCCUGAUUUCCGUUUGUGGUUGACAACUGACCCUACAAAGGGAUUUCCAAUUGGGAUACUCCAGAAAUCUCUAAAGGUGGUCACAGAACCUCCCAAUGGGCUCAAGCUGAACAUGAGAGCCACAUACUUCAAAAUAUCAAAUGAAGCACUUGAGCAGUGCCCACACCCGGCUUUCAUGUCCUUGGUCUAUGUUUUAGCAUUUUUCCAUGCUGUGGUUCAGGAAAGAAGGAAAUUUGGGAAGAUCGGUUGGAAUGUGCCUUACGAUUUUAAUGAAUCGGAUUUCCAGGUUUGCAUGGAGAUCCUGAAUACGUAUUUGACAAAAGCAUUCCAGCAAAAUGAUGACAAAAUCCCAUGGGGGAGCCUCAAGUAUCUUAUUGGUGAGGUGAUGUAUGGAGGACGGGCCAUUGACAGCUUUGAUCGGCGCAUCCUGACCAUCUACAUGGAUGAGUACCUGGGGGAUUUUAUAUUUGACACCUUCCAGCCCUUCCAUUUUUACUGUAAUGAUGAUGUUGACUACAGGAUCCCUGAAGGAGAGUCAAAGGAGGAUUAUGUUGAAGAGAUUGAGUCCCUUCCACUUGCUAAUACCCCCGAGGUGUUUGGCCUCCAUUCUAAUGCUGAGAUUGGAUACUACACGCAGGCAGCGCGGGACAUGUGGUCACACCUUCUGGAGCUGCAGCCUCAAACAGGUGAAUCUGGUACUGGGAUCAGUCGGGAUGAAUACAUUGGCCAGGUUGCGAAAGACAUAGAGAACAAGAUGCCCAAGAUCUUUGAUAUUGAUCAGAUAAGAAAGAGCUUUGGAAUGGACAUUACACCGACAACAGUGGUGUUACUUCAGGAACUAGAGCGCUUUAACAGACUCAUGAUCCGUAUGACAAAGUCACUGGCUGAAUUGCAAAGAGCUUUGGCUGGGGAAGUUGGAAUGAGCAAUGAACUAGACGAAGUGGCCCGUGCUCUUUUCAAUGGGCAAAUCCCAAACAUCUGGAGAAAACUGGCCCCUGACACACUGAAAACACUUGGCAACUGGAUGAUUUACUUUAAGAAAAGGUAUCUUCAGUACACCUCGUGGGUUGAGGAGGGUGAACCGAGCGUCAUGUGGUUGUCAGGACUUCACAUCCCAGAGUCAUAUCUGACUGCACUUGUUCAGGCCACCUGCCGGAAGAAUAGCUGGCCUCUGGACCGCUCCACCCUGUACACCCAAGUGACCAAAUACAGGACUGCAGAAGAGGUCACAGAGCGCCCUGGACAGGGAUGCUUUGUUUCUGGCCUGUACCUGGAAGGAGCCGACUGGGACCUUGAAAAUGGCUGCCUUAUCAAGAGUAAGCCCAAAGUGUUGGUUGUCGACUUGCCCAUCCUGAAAAUAAUCCCCAUUGAAGCUCAUCGUCUCAAACUACAGAACACUUUCCGGACCCCAGUGUACACAACAUCCAUGCGGAGGAACGCUAUGGGCGUGGGCCUGGUUUUCGAAGCCGACCUUUUCACUACAAAGCAUAUUUCUCACUGGGUGCUGCAAGGGGUUUGCCUCUCGUUGAAUGCUGAUUAGGAGCAGAACUUGGUGCAAAUUCUGUGGAUGGGGAAAUAUAUUAAAAGCCACACACAGAAUUCAUUCAGUUCCACUUGCUUUUACCUUUGGAAGACUAUUGGUUGUGAUUUUGAAGAACAUUUGUGUUUACCUAGCAUAACUCAAGAUUUUUACAAAUAUUUAAAUACUUUCAUUUGUUUGAAAAUAAAGAACUCUGUUUUGUUCAGCA
Molecule: messenger RNA, 14071 nt
Organism: Anolis sagrei ordinatus
Lineage: Eukaryota; Metazoa; Chordata; Lepidosauria; Squamata; Anolidae
Product: dynein axonemal heavy chain 10-like
Biological process (GO): cilium movement involved in cell motility
Cellular component (GO): dynein complex; 9+2 motile cilium
Molecular function (GO): dynein light intermediate chain binding; ATP hydrolysis activity; minus-end-directed microtubule motor activity
Source: RefSeq, a predicted model, not a curated record